CCCCCCAGUGUUCCAUCACCAUCGGCCUUUUGUGAGCUUUGAACCUUGAGUUGAAUACCCCGACUUUCAGCACAAGCUAUCAAAAACCAGCGACUCAGUCUGCGCCAAUCAAGGCCUAUACAUGCGACUUUCAUGCUACGGCCACAUAUCGAAGCGACCUCUGAUUUAACUUGAGGGCCUUCGAUCUCUUGUAUUGACCCUUUGGCGAAAGCCUGCUCCUGUUCUUCCCUACCCACGCCAGCAAGAUUAUUCUCCUUCAAGCCGACCGAUGUCGCAAACACCAUGGCGGACUCGGAAGAAACCCUACACAUUGCUGAUUCGGGCGAGCCUGAUGUGGACAUGGAAGGUGGAGAUGAGCCUGUAGAUGUCGAGGACGACACACCACAUGCUGGCGCAGCCGCAGAACCUGAACAUGCCUCCGACUCCAACUCAGUCAACCCUCAAACAAUUUUCCUCGAUUACCUACAAUCUCCAAUCGUCCGCAUCAUCGUCGGAACCGACGACACAGAGACCACCCUGACGGCCCACAGAGCCAUUCUUGAGCAGUCCCCUUGGAUCAAAGAAUCAUUAUCCAGUCAAUCAGAUGACAAUCUUGUGCUCAAUCUCCCUGACGAAACCCUAGACGCCGUGGGCUGCUUUUUGCAGUAUCAAUACACGGGUGAAUACUUUCCCAGACGACUCCCCAAUAUUCCAGACGGUCUUGAGCCCGAUCCUUCUAUUCCUGCCGUCGAUGACACGGGCGAUCAACUACUUAAACACGCUCGUGUCUACACAUUGGCAGAGAAGCUGCAACUGCCCGAACUCAAGGUCCUGGCACAUUCCAAGAUCCAUCGCAUCAAUUCCACUGCGGUGGGCGAGAUCGCCUAUGCUCGGUUCGUCUACGGCAACACCCCUGCACAUGACACCAUCAUUCGCAAACCGGUUGCGGCCUUCUGGGCUACGCGAUCUCAUGUGUUACGGCAUGAAGCUGAAGAUGAAUUCAAGUCAAUGUGUUUGGAAUUCCCUCAAUUUGGUUUCGACGUUUUGAGCCUGGUAUUGGAUCAGCGAGAGAAGAGGGCCAGGGAAAGGGAAGAAGAGGGCACCCCUGGAGGAACCAAGGGCAGAAAAAGGAUGCGACCAAGCGUCAAUGUAUGAGUGAGGGUUGUGAGCUGGCAGUAGUACACCCUUGGCCGUUUCUUCGAGUCCAUUUUCGCUAUGACAUCGAAGCGAUCGAGGCAGGCAUUUUUGUAGUACCUUGUAAGACUAAAGUUGGCACAGAUCACCAGAGGACAUCAUCAGAUGGGAGGAAACGGUGUUUCGUCAAAAGUCGGGGUUUGCCAUUGGGUCAGGAAAUGCUCCAGGUUCAAAGGCGAUAUUUGGUGUACAUAGACAUAGCAUCGAUGUAAUCUGAGUAAUUUCGG
This is a messenger RNA of Exophiala mesophila, 1400 nucleotides long. RefSeq lists its product as uncharacterized. Bases 283 to 1134 code for a protein of 283 amino acids. Lineage: Eukaryota; Fungi; Ascomycota; Eurotiomycetes; Chaetothyriales; Herpotrichiellaceae. The record is from RefSeq and is a predicted model, not a curated record. The transcript has a single exon.